CGAGAUUGAACCUCCACAGAGUUAAAAACUGCAAGGAUUAACAUAGGUCGAUAGACCUCCUAUCCUUAUUAUUGAAGACUGAAAUAUUAGCGCGCACUUGAUACGCGGUGUCAUAAUUUCCUUUGUAUUUCAUAGUUUGGGAUAAUUGAAUGGAACAUAACAGAGGUGUCUUUACGUAACUAGAAGCGGUCUCGUGCUACCAGGACGCGGAUUCCAAGGACUUGACAACCCUCUAAUUUGUCUUACGUCCACGUGUUUGUCCUUUUGCUAUGUCUAACCGACGCUUCCUAGACUCAUAUGGGAAAUCUUGUCCCAAAUGGAUUCCUGUGGCGUGCUGCUGCCUUCUGCAUUUGUCUGGACUAGAUGGUCUGUUUCUCACUCGCAGACCGUGGCAUAUGCGAUCUUAUCCAGGUGUCUGGGUUCCACCUGGAGGUCAUUGUGAAGCUAAAGAACCUAUUCAGGACACCGCAUUUCGUGAACUCACAGAAGAGUUAGGAUUACAUUCGUAUGGGAAAGAAAAUGUAAUGAAUGAAUGUACUAUUAAACCACUCUGUGCAUGGGAAGCUUCCUAUCCUUCUCGUUUAGAUACAGGAAUCGGAAAGUCUACUAUCUUUCCUAAAUCUCAUCAUAUGGUUAUAUAUUACUCUGUUAAUUGGUUUCGUUCUUCAACAUCUGUUUUAGAUUCAGAUGAUAUUCACUCAUACUUACCACAGUUUAACCUUGAAGUAAAUGAAGUAUGUGCAGCCGUUUGGCUCCCGAGACCUGUUCUCAAUAAAUUAAGUGAUGAUUGGAAGGCAUUUGAAAAACAUUUUCAAAAUCAGUCCACAAUCAGUAAUUCGGAAUAUCUUUAUCCCGAGUUAUCAACGAUGCCAUCCACUUUCCAGAUUGAUAAUGAUCAAACAGAAGUUUGGUAUUGGGGUGUAAACUCUCUUGAUUGGCAAUCGGUACCCGUGAAUCAACUUAUCUGUGGACUAACAUCAAGUCGCAAUCCAACUGUUUCACACAAUACCAGACCCGAAUCCGAAGUUGGUAAUGGACCUAGUCCUGUAACACUGGGGACAUUGUAUGCUAUUAGUCAUUGGCUUUCAUCAACCAGUGCCAGAAGUACCGUUUGAAAUUGUUUUCGUCAAUUAAUUUUCUAACUAAUACUUGUAUACCUUCAUUUUUUUCAUUCUUCGCUGAGAAGGUUGGUACAAAUUAUUGUACGAUAUUCCUUGUCUGGAACCUUAGUAAAUGUUUAAAUAUAUCCCUUUUUGAACUAAAAAAUUCCGACCGUAGCUGCUACCUUGACGUGGUGGUUGGGAUCGCCUAUCGUGAUGACUCAACCGAGCUACCUCGGCUGGAACAAACGUUCCUUUAGGCCCUACCAUGUCAGCUUGAAGAACGUUAAGACAGCAACUGAAGGUCCGAGGGCAAAGUCGUACUGCCAACUGUGGAGAGGUGCGACAUCCGUAAGGUGUUUCUCGGCAUCUGCAGCGAUGCUGCCUUCUCACAACGGAAGGAAGAGAUCAGAAAAGGUUGACCCUGAAAAUGUCACACCUCACCUUACGCCACGGAUUUCCGUCCUUGGCGGUAAGUUCAGAGCUAACUCAUCAAAACCCUCACACAAAGAGGCCGUGUGUGACCGGCUUUAAGCAGUUGUCCCUUGAGCUCUACAAUCACGCUCUCAGGUCGCUCAGACCACCACUAAUUCAGCUUUUGUUCAGGUCCCUUAAGAAGAAAUAUCCUUACACAGUGUGGGCAGCCGGGAAGUAACAACCGCCUUCAUAUCUCUAUCAGCGCCCGAGAUCAUCUCGAAUCCCUCACCUCUUAUUAAGUAUUCCAUCCUCAUGGUUAACCUUCCUUGUACAUCUUUUCCACUACACUCUAAAGUACAUGUUGGAGCUUAUCGGCAUCAAUACCAAGGUUGAACUUGAUUGUUUCAAAUAAAUUGAGCAUUGCGUAGAGUUAAUAAUAAAUGUAUUUUUGUUAUAUCCCAAUGAGCAUAAAAAUUGUAUUUCUAACGUUCCGUGACUUAGUGUAAGCCACUUCUUCAGAGUAAAUAAACAGGCUGUGAGGACAGUCCACGAGUGGCCGAAACCGGACGGGCCUUGGCAAACAAUACACGCUGAUUUCGCCGGACCAAUACAAGGCAGAAAUUACUUGGUUGUUGUCAAUGCUUUCACAAAAUGGUCAGUAGUAUAUGACAUGCUGAAAACGACACCAGAGAGUACAAUUUGAAGAUUCUCAGGGUUGUUUGCCUGUUUUGGGGUUCCGGAGAUCUUGGUGACUGACAACGGCAUUCAGUUCAUGUCAUCCGCUUUUAGACGCUUUUGCCAGGGAAAAUGGCAUAUCGCAUCUACAAUCUCCUCCGUACCAUCCUCAGUCGAAUGGCCAAGCAGAAAGAUUCGAGGAUACGAUAAAAAGAGCUCUGGUCAAAGCGGGAGGUAAGGGUAUCCCAGAACAAGUGAUCAGUAAGUUCCUAGUGUCUUACAGAGUUACCCCUAGUCCAGCAGUACCAGAAGCAAAGUCACCAGCUGAGUGUAUGUUCGGAAGGAAAAUCUGGACAGUCUUUAGCAGUAUAUUGCCGCGCAGAACGACAAAUAAACCCACGAAUAAGUAUCGUACGGUCACUCAUAGCUUCCAGGUGGGUGAAAGGGUACUUGUCAAAUCGUAUCAAGAUAAUAGGAAGUGGGAACCAGGUAUCAUAGAACGUUGGAUCGGAAAUAUACUGUACCGAGUCCGGGAAAAUGUCGGAAAAUGUACAAGACACAAAUCAAAUCCAAAGAGACGGCAGAACAUAUUUGUCCCACAAAGAUGACUCCCAUUUCAAUUGCCCGUGGAUUCAUCUCGGAAAAGCCCUCAGGAGCGCGAAUAUAGAAGAGAUAAACGACGUAAGGGCAAAGCUGUGCAACCUUUUAGAGUGGUGGACUGCAAGAGAAAUGCGGCAACCAAGUUUCAGGUGGAUCCGGGAAAAAAGUCUUACACAACAGACUUAAAAGGAGGGGUGUGAAGGCGGUCCACGGGUGAACUCGAGGAAGCCGUAAGAAGCUCAGAAAGAGCUGAAGAUGUUCCAUCCAAUCAUCUUUUGGAGUAAUAUUCUAGAAUCUCUACAUGUAGCUUCUCGAUUGGACAAUGCUAAUAACCUCUUGUGUGUGGAUUGGAUAGCUAUAAUAAUGAUUUCGUUUUUACUAAAAACUAUAAAUACUUGACAGUUUGUACUCUAACUUGACACUGUCUGGAAUAACUUCCCUUUCACUAGUCUUCUGUCUUCUCAUUGCGACUUGGGAUGGUUCUAGCGUUCUAGUGUUCAUGUUAUACGCGGUAUAUCAAGAAUAUAAGCAUCUAGAUAUAGCAAGCAAAAUUAAAUGAACAGAAGUUUAAAUAGUAUGUUUCUUUUUCACUAUUUGAGCUUGUGUUAAUUUAAUUUGGGUCAUUUGUUUACUCUGAAGAAAUGGCCUACACCGAGUCACGAAACAUCAGAAGUACAAUUUUUAUGCUCAUUGGGACAUAACCAAAACACAUUUAUUAUUACAUGUUGGAACAUUUAAUGUUCGAACCUUGUGUCAGAUAAGAUAAUAGGCUUCCUUAGCUAGGAUUCUUGAACACUGCGCCAUCGAUGUAUGUUUCAUCUCUGAAACGCGCUUACAGGAUCUAACCACAGUCAUUCAUUUGGCCUCAUCUUGUCAAUAUAAAAAACCCGAACUACCUACCCUUCGAGCAUCUGGAGAUCCUAUUGCUACUUCCUGUGGCUUUGCUAGUGUAGGUAUAGCGUUAAGUUCAAAAGCAGAACAUACUCUAUUAGACUGGAUUCCAAUAGACAGUAUCCUGUGCUCCGUGCAAAUAAACGGGGCCCUAAGCACUCGAAAAGAUAGACACACACGCUGUUACCUUUUCGUCGUUUCUCCCUAUGCUCCCACUGCUUGCAGCUCAGAUGAAGUUAAAGAUGAAUUUUAUAAGAAGCUAUUCAACAUCAUUCAAAAAACUAAACGCUCUGAUGCAGCAAUAGUGACAUGUGAUUUUGAUGCUCAAGUAGGUAAAAUAAACCAAACCAAAAAACACUUAGGUGGAUCUUACGGUGGUCGGGCUUGCCUAUCGUGAUGACCCAACCGAGCUAUAUUGGCUGGAACGUAUGUUCCUGUAGGUUCUACCAUGUCAGGCAGGUCGAUUGGAGAGCGGUAAGACUAAAAGCAGCAACUCAAGGUCUGAGGGCGAAGCCGUACUGCUGACUGUACAGAGGUGUGACAGCAGUAAGGUGUUCCCCUCAAACAACCAGCAUCUGCAACGAUGCUGCCUUCCCACAAGGAAGGAAGGGGUUAGAAAAGGUCGACCCUAAAAACGUCACACCUCACCUUACCUCACGGAUUUCCGUCUCCGGUGGUAAGGCUCUUUGAAGAACGGAGCUAACACGUCAAAAACCUUCCACAAAAGGCCGUGCGCGACCGGCCUCAAGCAGUUGUCCCUUGGGCUCUGCGGUCACGCUCCCAGGUCGUUAAGACCAACACUAAUCCGACUUCUUUUUCAGGUUCCUCAAGAAAUACCCUUCCACGGUGUGGGCAGUCGGGAAGUGAUAUCAGCCCUCAUACCCGUAACAGCACACGAGACCAAGUUGGUCACAUUCAAAUCCUUCCUACAUCUCCUAAUACCUCUCUUAUCUCCAUGACUAACCCUUCCCACGUCUCUUUAUCACCUCGCACCGCUAGGGCAAACGAUUCGAGUACGCGGGACGUUAUUCCACACUCUAAACUUCAUGUUGGAGCUUAUAACGUCCGAACACUGUGCCAAAUAGGACAACAAGCUUCCUUAGCUAAGACUUUAGAAUCUCGCACCAUCAAUGUGUGCUGCGUCUCCGAAACGCGCAUACAGGAUCCGAGUAGCGUCAUUCAUUUGACAUCACCAUGUCAAAACAAAGAACCAACUCGAUUCACACUUCGUGCAUCCGGAAGCCCAGAUGCUGCUUUUCGUGGACUCGCUGGCGUAGGUAUAGCAUUGAGUCUUAGGGCAGAACUAGCUCUCUUAGACUGGAUCCCAGUAGACAGUCGUCUGUGCGCUGUCCGACUAAACGGAACAGUAAGGACUCGGAAAGAUAGGGACACUCGUCGUUGCCUCUUCGUCGUCUCUGCCUAUUCUCCCACUGACUGCAACGCAGAUGAUGUAAAAGAUGAGUUUUACAGAAAGCCCUCCGACCUCCUCCUAAAAGCUAGGCGCUCUGAUGUAGUAAUGGUGGCUGGUGACUUUAAUGCUCAAGUAGGUAAACUAAGCGAAAGGGAAAGACACCUAGGUGGAUCUUAUAGCGUCGUGGCUCAAAGAACAGAUAAUGGCGACCGUCUGUUGCAGCUAUGCUCAGAUAACCGUCUGUUCCUUGCAAAUACUAACUUUAAGCAUAAGCAAAAACAUCUUUUAACAUGGCGACCCCUAAUUCGUCCCAACGUUGAACCCAAAUAGAUCACAUCGCUAUCAGCCACCGAUGGAGGGGCUCGAUAGAAGACUGUCGCUCAUAUAUAUCCUGUGACCAUCGAGUAAGUAACGCAGUUGUUAGGAAACGGGUACUAGGUAAGGAUGGCAAAUCCAUUGAUGACGUAGUGAAAGUUCAUCAGUUGAGAUGGCUGGGACACGUAUUACGUAUGUCCAACGACC
Schistosoma haematobium is the source of this 5616-nucleotide messenger RNA. Its product is annotated as Nucleoside diphosphate-linked moiety X motif 17. Gene Ontology annotation, molecular function: NADH pyrophosphatase activity. The coding region runs from base 270 to 1115 and encodes 281 amino acids. Gene Ontology annotation, cellular component: cytosol. Lineage: Eukaryota; Metazoa; Platyhelminthes; Trematoda; Strigeidida; Schistosomatidae. The record is from RefSeq and is a predicted model, not a curated record. Gene Ontology annotation, biological process: NAD+ catabolic process; NADP+ catabolic process. The transcript is spliced from 6 exons.